CCGCUACGAAAUCGAAAUCGAAACCUAAGGGAAAAGGCAAAGGGAAAGCGGUUCUCUCGGAAAGUGAGAAUGAGGACGACGACCCUCCUCGUUCGAGGUCACCUAACCAAGGCAGCCAUUUUCCCGAGGACGAAGACUCUCGAUGUGACAGUCCCAAGAGGGAUUCUGAAGUCAUUUCAGCCCCUGAGGCAAUUGAGAAGCUUCUCCCGCAAAGCGUACCUGCCCCACCAAAGCAGACUCCGUCCACCACUCUCAAGUCACGCGCUUUCACCAUCAAAUCCAAAUCGACGCCAAUGUCUGAGCUCAUCCGGCGUGUCAACUCACAACCAAAUUCACCGUUCUCAAAUAGCCCUUCCUAUUCGCCAUUGGUGAAGUCUUCGCGAACGAUGCUUUCGCGGAUUGCACCGCUCCACCCCAACCGACGGACUCCUCCACCACCAUUACCGAGACCACCCCCACCGAAGAAGAGCAAGAAGCAAAUAGAGAUGGAGGAGCGUAUCGAGGAGGAGUUAUCGGAGACUAUUGAGGGAUGGUCGUGUAUGACUGACGAGGAGAGGAAGAACUUGCGGAGAGCGCGAAUUGAUGCUGAGUUGGGUUAUGAAUGAUUCUGAGUCGUGUAUUCUUAUUCCUUAUCAUGCCGUUUAAUUUUUUAUUACUAUGUAUUGUGCAACUUUAUGGACAACUUGUAAUAACCUUGC
Suillus subalutaceus is the source of this 698-nucleotide messenger RNA. RefSeq lists its product as uncharacterized. The transcript is spliced from 2 exons. The annotation marks the transcript as partial. The record is from RefSeq and is a predicted model, not a curated record. Lineage: Eukaryota; Fungi; Basidiomycota; Agaricomycetes; Boletales; Suillaceae.